This is a messenger RNA of Python bivittatus (Burmese python), 1982 nucleotides long. The record is from RefSeq and is a predicted model, not a curated record. NCBI's taxonomy places the organism in Eukaryota, Metazoa, Chordata, Lepidosauria, Squamata, Pythonidae.
AUGGGAUCAGCUGGGAUCAGCCGGGCCGGAAACCCUUUCGUGGAAGGGUUUGGCCUUGCUAAAGACCUCGGGAGGAGCUUUCUCUUCUCCAUCUUGUCUUGGCAGUACCUGGAGAUGCGGUUCUCCAAGAAAGUCCGCCUGUGUGGGACAAUCCAGUACAUCAUUGCCACGAUCCUGUACACAGGCAUUGUCAUCUAUGCCCCUGCCUUGAUCCUCAACCAAGUGACCGGUCUGGAUAUUUGGGCCUCCCUUCUCUCCACGGGCACCAUCUGCACCUUUUACACCACCAUCGGUGGGAUGAAAGCGGUCAUCUGGACAGACGUCUUCCAGGUCUUCGUCAUGCUCUCCGGCUUUGUGGCCGUCUUGAUCCAAGGCACGCUCCUGGCUGGGGGGCCGGGCCAAGUCCUCUCCAUCGCCUACAACCACUCCAGGAUCAACUUGGGAGACUUCAGCCUGGCCCCCCGCAGCCGUUACACUUUCUGGACCUUUCUUUUUGGAGGGACAUUGGUUUGGCUGUCCAUGUACGGGGUCAACCAGGCCCAAGUCCAGCGCUACGUGGCUUGCAAGACGGAGAAAGAGGCGAAACUCGCCCUCCUCGUCAACCAAGUGGGCCUCUUCGUCAUUGUCUCCAGCGCAGUGGGCUGUGGCAUUGUAAUGUUUGCUCUCUACAAGGACUGUGACCCGCUCCUGGCCGGAUACAUCUCGGCGCCUGACCAGUACAUGCCCUACCUGGUCCUGGACAUCUUUGAGCACUCCCCUGGGGUGCCCGGCCUCUUCCUGGCCUGCGCUUACAGUGGAACUUUGAGCACGGCUUCCACCAGCAUCAAUGCCAUGGCGGCCGUCACUGUGGAGGACCUGAUCAAGCCGAACAUGCCCACCCUGUCGCCACGGAAACUCACCCUCAUUUCCAAGGGGCUCUCCUUAAUCUACGGCACCGCCUGCAUCACGGUCGCAGCUCUUUCGUCCUUGCUGGGAGGCGGCGUGCUGCAGGGCUCCUUCACAGUCAUGGGGGUCAUCAGCGGGCCCCUCCUGGGCGCCUUCAUCCUGGGAAUGUUCAUUCCUGCCUGCAACACUGUGGGGGUUUUUUCCGGCCUCGGCGUUGGAUUUGGCCUCUCCUUUUGGGUAGCUGUGGGGGGCACCCUCUACCCGCCCAGCGCUGAUAUCAUGGGUGUGCUGCCCUCCUACGGAGACUUCUGCCCGCUCUACAACGUCUCCCAGGGGGCAAACAGCACUCUGGUGUAUGGGCCGCUGCCCCCACUGCCCCCCUCUGAACAGCCAGAGAGGCCGGCCAUCGCAGACAGCUUCUACGCCAUUUCCUACCUCUACUACGGGGCCUUGGGAACCCUCACCACGAUCGCUGCCGGGGCCUUGGUGAGCUGCCUGAGAGGGUCUGCUGGCGAGGACAGGAAACGGCCGGGGGUGCUGUGGUGGGACGUCAUGAAGAAGCCAUUGGACAAGGCCCCCGGGGACUCUCCCGAGCUCCAGAAGAAGGCCUUCGACCCAGUCUCCCUGGUUCUUGGCUUCGAGGCGGAGGAGAAGACUCUGCUGGCCAAGGAGGAGAUGGCCCUGGCCAAGGGCUCCGAGGAGUCCAUCUGUGCGUGCAACGCUUUGGACCACGGCUGCUUCCACCUGCUCCGAGAGACCUGCGUCUAGGGGCCGGCGGGCAGUCGGAGAGCAGAAGCUGCUUCGGGCAUCCCCAGGCGGACGGGCAGCCUGACUGGUUGAACUGGGUCCUCCAAGGGAUGGGCGCGAGGGUGGCCUCCCCAGGCAGACGGAGCCGCAAGUGCUUCGCCGGGGCUGUUUAUCACCCCAAUUUGCCUUGCGCCAGUAACUCCCGAGGGGGUGUUUCCAAAGGACAUCGGUGUGGGCAUGUCUGCGGGUAGAACACCCGUGCAGAAAAGAGGAAGAGGGGAGGCAGCCAUUGCAAACGUUUCAAUUAUUCAGUCGGUUCAACGUGGAUUCAUAAAUGCCCCUCCUUUAAA